This is a messenger RNA of Pseudozyma hubeiensis SY62, 294 nucleotides long. RefSeq lists its product as hypothetical. The coding region runs from base 1 to 294 and encodes 97 amino acids. NCBI's taxonomy places the organism in Eukaryota, Fungi, Basidiomycota, Ustilaginomycetes, Ustilaginales, Ustilaginaceae. The record is from RefSeq and is a predicted model, not a curated record. The transcript is spliced from 2 exons.
AUGAUCACGAGACUACUGAGAAUUGCUACAGGCGCUGCGAUGACUGAACAGGUCUUCGAUGUACACGCCAAUCACAGAAUCAGUCGUCUCUUACGGCACUUGCUCAGCGAUCAAAGCCGAAUUGCUCGCUGCCGAUUGAUGAGCACCGCCGCAGCGUUUGAGUCGGGGGAGCGCACUCCUCAUACGGCGCCCUCGCACGACCCUGUGGCGUAUAUCGCACUAGACAUCGCCCGAUUCCGGAUCGUCCUCAAUAUCAACUCAUGCUGCACAGACCGGAAUCGGCCUCAAUAUUAA